Pieris rapae (cabbage white) is the source of this 1356-nucleotide messenger RNA. RefSeq names its product eukaryotic translation initiation factor 3 subunit J (gene eIF3j). Gene Ontology annotation, molecular function: translation initiation factor activity. The transcript is spliced from 7 exons. Bases 303 to 1019 code for a protein of 238 amino acids. NCBI's taxonomy places the organism in Eukaryota, Metazoa, Arthropoda, Insecta, Lepidoptera, Pieridae. The record is from RefSeq and is a predicted model, not a curated record. Gene Ontology annotation, cellular component: cytoplasm; eukaryotic translation initiation factor 3 complex.
AUUUUAGUAAUUCAGAAAUUAUCGUUUGCAAUGGAGUCAUAUUUUUUCUCUAAAAAUACUGAUAGUGAAACUGUGGAAAAUUGUUCGAAAUUAUGUCAUUUUCGUGUUGCUUCUCAGUCCGUUCGUGUGCAUUACAAAAAACUAUCGUUCGUUUGACAAAAUUCGCCUGAGAAUAUUGUCGGUUACUAAAUCUCGUCGAUUCGGGAGACAUCUUGUGUUUGUAAAGGCGCAAGUAGCCUGUCUGAAUUUGUCUUUCACGUGAAAAGCAAGCAUUUGUAUCGGCGCUUUAAAAGUCCGUAACCAUGGACGUUUCUUGGGACGCAGAUAACUUCGAGCCCAAACUUCCGACCACGUUGGCGACUUCCAAAUGGGAGGGCGAAGACGAAGAUGAUAAUGUCAAGGAGAGUUGGGAAGAUGAAGAAGAAGAAAAGAAAGAUGAAGAAAAAAAGGAGACAACUCCUGCACCAGCUAAGCCUAAAAAGAAGAUACAAGAUAAAAUAGCUGAAAAAGAGCGUCUGGAACGUGAGAAAGCUGAGCGGCUUGCAGUUGAAAAAGAAGAGGAGUUAACCCCAGAACAGAAGCUUGCUGAGAAGCUUCGUCGACAGAAGUUACAAGAAGAAUCUGAUUUAAGACUUGCCAUGGAGACAUUUGGUGUAACAGAAACUGGUGGUGGCAAGUUAGACAGUUUCCACCCUACAAAUAAGGAAGAAUUCACAGAAUUUGGAGAAUUGCUAUGCAAGAAAAUCAAUUACUACAAAGCGAAAGAAGAGUUCCCAGCUUUUGUUGAUGAUCUUGUUAAAGAUAUUGUAGUUAAUAUGUCAUCUGCUGAUAUAAGAAGAAUAAAAAUGACAAUAGACAAUCUGUAUAUUGAAAAACAAAAGGCAGAGAAAAAUGAUAAGUCAAAGAAACCUAACAAAGGAAAGGGCAAGGCGAAAUUAAAAGUGGAAGGAGACAAUGCCCAUCUAAAUCAAUAUGAUGCAUAUGGGAACUUUGAUGACGACUUUGACGACUUCAUGUGAACAACUAACAACUUUUUGCUCUCUGAGCCCAAUAUUGUUUAACCAUUCUGUUUAAGUAUAGUACAAUAUUUACAAAUUAUUUGUAAGUGUGAAAAUUGCAUAUUUUUUUCCAAAUACAAAAACAUUCUACCACCAAUGCUUAGAGAGCACAUAUUAUAAUUUGAAUUUUAAUUCCGAUAUUUAAAGAGUUUUGUUACAAUUCAUCGGCUCUAAUUUAUCAAACAGGAGUUAAAAUUCAUUUUAUGGGUAGCAACUUUAUUUUGUAAACUCGAGUUUCGUAUAUCUAAUGGUUGCAAUCCGAUGUUAUGUUAUAGAUAAUAAAUUUUUUAUUGUGAUA